AUGGUCGUAUCGCCAGGGCAAAUCUCCCAGAGGCGAUUCCAGCGGCGGCUCCUCGUUCAGCUUCGAUCGGUGAGUUCUAGAUCGACAUUGGAACAGGGAUCGCGAGACGGUCGCAUCGGGAGACUGCUUGCCGGAUUGAAAUCCUGCGCCAGGGCAAAAGAUCUUCCGGGUGGAAAGAGACUCCAACGCGAGGCGAUCGCCAGCGGCAGCGCCUCGAAUGUCUUCGUGGCAACAGCGCUGGUGGAUUGCUUCGCAAAAUGUGGAAGCAUGGCAGAUGCUCGCCAAGUUUUCGACGCCAUGGCCAGUCGCGACGUGGUGUCUUGGAACGCUCUUCUCCUUGGGUAUGUCGAGAAUGGCGAGAGCGAGCUCGCAUUGGAAUUUUUUGCCGGAAUGGGAGAGAAAGGCUGCGAGGGAAAUGCCAGGACGUUCCUGGCGGCAUUCAUGGCUUGCUCAAGUUUGGCUUCCAGAGAAGCUGGAAAAUCACUAGAGGGGAAGCUCGUCAAGCUAAAGUCACUGGAGAAGGGAAUGGAUCUUCACUCGCAGGCGUGGAAAAGAGGAAGAGAUUGCCAGGAGAAUUUCUUCAUGGCGACUGGACUUCUCGACAUGUACUCCAGGUGUGGAAGCAUGGUUGACGCUCGACAGGUUUUUGAUACCAUGGAAAAUCACGACAUUGGCUCCCUGAACGCACUGAUCGUGGGAUACGUCGAGAAUGGCCAUAGCGAGCUUGCUUUGGAGAUCUACUCGUCCUUCCGACAAGGUUCUAGCUUGGUUGCGAACGCUAAAACUUUCCUCGCCGCCACCAUGGCCUGUGGAAACUUAGCAGCAAGCCAGGGAGAAAAGAUUCUGGAAACGGGGAGAGCUAUACACUUGCACGCGGUGAAGAGCUGCUGUGACGGGGAUAUAUUUCUGGCAAACAGCCUGGUGGACAUGUACGCCAAGGGUACGUAG
Selaginella moellendorffii is the source of this 948-nucleotide messenger RNA. RefSeq names its product pentatricopeptide repeat-containing protein At1g11290, chloroplastic-like. The coding region runs from base 1 to 948 and encodes 315 amino acids. The record is from RefSeq and is a predicted model, not a curated record. Gene Ontology annotation, molecular function: RNA binding; protein binding. Gene Ontology annotation, biological process: RNA modification. Lineage: Eukaryota; Viridiplantae; Streptophyta; Lycopodiopsida; Selaginellales; Selaginellaceae. The transcript has 2 exons.